ACGAUCAACGUUAAUGUCGGUCUCCGCAGUGCGCUCUCGCCUGAGUCUUAGUUCCGGCGAUGGGUUCGUCUUCGAAGGCGCGGGCGAGGGAGAAGAAGCGCGAGCUCGGCGACCACGUCCUCGCUCUUCGCCAUCGCCUCCACCACGCCCUCUCCCUUGGGAUCAAGUCUCAAGGCAACAGAGUAAAGAAAUGGGAAUGUACGGAUGCUGGAAUACAGUCGCAUGUUCUUAAAACAAUGGCUGCAUUCAUCAGCUGCCUGUCCUCUGCUCCGUCACAGCAUCCUCUAAUUAAGGACUCGAUUUCGGAUAUGCUGGUUGCUUUGGAUGGAAUUCUUCAAUCAGAAAAUGAGAGAAUAUUGAGCCAGGCCGUAGAUGCGACUCAGAAGCUAGUUUCCACAAUUGGGAAUUCCGUACGCCAAUAUCCUGUUUUGGAGGUUAUUUUUUCUCUGUCACGCUUGUUGUCAUUAAACCAAUUGCGUAUCACAACAUCAUGUGCAAUUGCACUGAAUUGCAUCCUGACAAACCUAGGGAUGGUCAGAGGUGCAAAUCACAGGGAAAUUUGGGAGGCUCUGGAGAAAACUAAGACGAUUCGGAGCAUUGCCGAUGCUUUGCAAAAAUUUGUGGGUGGAGUUCAACCCAUUGAAUGUUUUACAGCGAUGACAGCACUUCUAACUACUAUACUAUGGAAGUGGCCUUCUGCAAGAUACCAUGUUUGGAGUAACAACAUGUUAAUGGUUAAAGUAGAAAGAUUUUGUGGGAAUCCUGACUCUUCAAUUGCUAUUAGUGUCCUAAAGCUUUAUUCUGCCCUAGCAUUAUGCGGCCAUGGGGCGAUGAAGCUUCUUGAAAGGAAAGAACUCACUGCUAAGGUUGUGCAGAGCUUGGGGAAGUCACAUCCAAUCAGUGUUAGAAUUGAGGCUCUAAAGCUUUGCCGUCAUUUAAUGAGAUCUGCGAAAGGUUGCUCGAUGUUAACCAGUUUGAAUUGUGAGGCUAUUGUUCAAGAAAUAAAUCAUGCGUUGGGUGGAUGGAGGUCGUCAAGUUGCAAGAGAAUUCCCCAAGAUCAGAUUCCUAUGGUGAUCGAGGCAUGUCGUACUGCACUAAUGACUCGCUGGGUUGGACCUCACCAUUCAUUCUUUUGGGCAAACAAAAUUGACAAAAUUCUACUUGAUAUUCUCAUUGGCAAUUGCAUAACUAAGAAUCAAACUCAAGUGCUGUUAUCUUCGGAAAAUCUACUAUCUUUAGUCUCUGACAAUGUCACUAGCGCACAACCCUUUAUCUGGGAUAUUCUUGGAUACCUUGCUGCACACUGUGAAGAGGACUUUCACCCUAAAUCCAAAGGAAAGCCUUUAUUCCUAGACAUCCUAAUAUCUUGUGCUUGCUUAGUGGCGACAGACAUGAUGCAAAAAGGAAUUACUUCUUUACCAUCGUCUGUUUCUGAGAUUGAACCUGUCUCAAGGGCUGUUCUCCUUAUGGUUUUUUCACCCUGCAAAUAUGUUUCAUCGCAAGCAAGAAACAAUCUUUCUGAUAUGGUGAAACCCUUUGGUGAUGAUUAUUUGCAGUUUGUUCUCUCUUCCUUAAAAGUGCUAGCCACUGGAGAUGUCUCUAUAGUUAGUAAUAGUCUUCACAGCAUCACUAACUUGAUAAAUUUAGCAUCUUUUUCAACUUUACCUGAGUAUCAUAAUCUCAUUUCAGAAAAUAAUGGUGUAGAGAUAUUGUCUAAUAUUAUAAAGAGUUGCUUAAAAAGUGAUAUACGUGUGAGUAGGUCGAGCAUUGCAUCUCAUCUGCAAUGCUGUUGGCAUGAUGUGGAAGAAUGGGAAGGCGAUGACAUUAUUUUGUUCUAUAGUCUUCGAGCGCUCUCUCAGUUGAUAGGGUUCUCCAAUUUGGUAUAUGAUCACACCAAAGAAAGUUCAAACAAACAUUCUGAAGCUCAGGAACUAAUUAGUAAUCUUCAGUAUAUAUUGAGUAGUACCUUUGGCCGCGGCCCUAGAUGGUUUGCUGCAUACAUUUUGAGCUUCUUUGGUCUCUAUGGCUUCGCAAAUAAACUUGGGAGAAGGAUGGAAAAAGCCCUUUACGAGCAAGAACUUGCUGACGUGGAAUUAUUACUCAUGAAUGGUCAAUCUUAUACUGUUCAUGGUGCUAUCCUGGCGGCUAGGUGCCCAUACUUGCUUCCUCAGAGAGAAUCUCAUAUUGAAGAGAGAAAAUUGAACGGACACCAUAAUGAGCUAGAGAUUGGGCAUCAUAGAGAGAAAUUAAUACAUCGGGUUCGAAUGUCUGAUCGUGUGGAUAGUGAUGCCCUGUUCAGGAUUUUGGAAUACGUAUAUACUGGGUUUACUUUAGUGGACAAACACCUUAUAAAGCAGUUAAAAUUACUCUCGAAGUUCUGUGAAUUGAAGCAUCUAUCUGCUUUGCUUCAGAAAAAGCAGCUGAGUUGGGGAAAUGCAGGUCCCAGCUUUGAUCUCACUGUAGUGCUUAAUCCAGCUGGACAUCCAUUUUCGGACAUCAUUUUGGAAGCUAAUUCAUCGGAAAGAGUGACAUGCAGCUUUAGCCUAUGCCAAUUAUCGCAACCACACAUGCACUCUCACAAAAUCAUACUUUCUUCUAGCUGUGAUUAUUUACGGGCUCUGUUCCAGUCUGGAAUGCAUGAAAGUUUCUCAGAGAUUAUCAAAGUCCCUAUUGGUUGGGAAGCAUUAGUUAAACUAGUCCACUGGUUUUACUCCGGUGAGUUACCAGGCAUCUACCCCGACUGUAGAUGGAACAACAUUGAUACUGAACUGCAGAUUCGCGAGCUUAGGGCUUAUGUAGAGCUUUGCUCGCUGGCUGAAUUCUGGUGCUUAGAAGAAGUUGGAGAAGAGAGCUUAAAGGUGAUUGCUUCGUGCCUAAGAUCGGACCAAAGAGCUUCAAUUGGGAUAGUUCAAUUUGCAACCAAGUUGAAUCAGUGGAAAAUAGUUGAAAUUGGGGCGCAGGAGAUAGCGCCUUCGUACUCUAAAUUGCGUGUUGCGGGUGAACUUGAAGAUCUUGAUGAAGAGGUGAUAGAUAUGUUACGUGCUGAGUGUGUUCGCAAUACCCAAAAGAGUGGUCACAAGAGUGUGUAAUUUUUCUUAUGGUCCUUUUUUCCUGGGCGCAUUUCUGUAUAUUAAUAGAUGGUAGGAGUCGAUCUCACGACUUCCACAAAACUUAGGAAGGAUUUAUGCUGUAGUUUAUGUAUAGGCUUUUCUGGUGAAAUUAGCUGACAUAUAAACUUUCUACCCAGCGACCUUAUCAACACCUAAUUUGUGUCUUUUUUAUUGUUACCAUUUUAAUUUACAAAUUUCCGAGUCCUAUUUUGGCAAGUAA
Messenger RNA from Ananas comosus (pineapple), 3330 nucleotides. Its product is annotated as BTB/POZ domain-containing protein At1g04390. NCBI's taxonomy places the organism in Eukaryota, Viridiplantae, Streptophyta, Magnoliopsida, Poales, Bromeliaceae. The coding region runs from base 60 to 3089 and encodes 1009 amino acids. The record is from RefSeq and is a predicted model, not a curated record. Gene Ontology annotation, molecular function: protein binding. The transcript is spliced from 8 exons.